Messenger RNA from Didymodactylos carnosus, 327 nucleotides. The record is from the annotation of a GenBank genome assembly. Lineage: Eukaryota; Metazoa; Rotifera; Eurotatoria; Philodinida; Philodinidae.
AUGAUGUUACUCAGAAUGGAUCAAAUAAUUCGAUUGUGCAGAAAAACGGAUGGCUUUCACGAUAGUUUUAUGGUUGAACUUGAAUGGGAACAUGAAGAAGGUAUCCGAUAUAGUCCAAAACCACGUAGUAGAUCCGAACAAGAUUUACUUGAAAUAAUGUUACGAUCACCAAAUAAAUCAUCAUUGUUCAAUACUAACGGCGAUAAUAAAAUGUGUGCAGAUUUUGAAUGGGAUUAUUUAUUUGAUUUCGGUGAGGUUGUUCGUUAUGGUAGCACUAAAGUUAAUGGCGGCGAAAAUAGUGUACAAAUAAGUGUGCAGUCAAAAUAG